Solea senegalensis (Senegalese sole) is the source of this 781-nucleotide messenger RNA. It is a transcript of the gene cmc4, whose product is annotated as C-x(9)-C motif containing 4 homolog (S. cerevisiae). Bases 136 to 333 code for a protein of 65 amino acids. NCBI's taxonomy places the organism in Eukaryota, Metazoa, Chordata, Actinopteri, Pleuronectiformes, Soleidae. The transcript is spliced from 3 exons. Gene Ontology annotation, cellular component: mitochondrial intermembrane space. The record is from RefSeq and is a predicted model, not a curated record.
UAAACUUGUUGAGAAUCCGCAGAGAAAGAAGCCCAGUAUUGACUUUAGCGGCUAACGUUAGCUUGUCGACCCUAAACAGAGAAAGAAGCUCUUUUUUUAAACAUUUAUAAAGACGUUAAUUAAAGCGACUGAGGCAUGCCCCAGAAAGACCCGUGUCAAAAGCAGGCAUGUGAAAUUCAAAAGUGUUUACAAGCUCACAGGUACGUGGAGAGAAUGUGUGACCAUGUGAUCCAAGAGAUGCGGAGAUGCUGUGAGAAUCAGGCCGGAAAAUCCGUGUGCUGCUCCGGCUUCAGGGAGCCGAAACCUGCGGAGGACAAGACGAAAACAUUAUAAACUUCACCUAUUGAAUGUCAUGACGUCACAUUGUAUCAAUUUGUUAUCUGACUAACCUUGUGUUGUAAACAUUGCAAACAGUUUGUUUGUUUCAUCAUGUGUAAGAGUAUUAUUGUUGUUAUUAUUAAAGGGAGCCUGCACAUAUCCAGAUUAUUUCAUGCGCGUUCUGUUUUAACUACAUUAACAUAAAGAAGGAACAAUGCAGCAUUAUAUGAACAUUAAUGAAAUAAUCCAUGCAGCAUGGAUGCGACAGAAAAUAUACAUGGACUAAAUAAAAAAAAAAUAUAUAUCAACAAUUUCAAUUGUGUCAACGGCCAAUGAAAAAGAGAUUAGUUUAAACAAACUGGAAAAUAGCUGAAUAAAUAUUGUAAUAGGUCUUUAUUUAUGAGGAAAUGCACUGUUUUUUGUCUGUGUUUUUAAUAUUUUAAAUAAACCAAGUCAGAAUCAA